Penicillium antarcticum is the source of this 1044-nucleotide messenger RNA. RefSeq names its product NAD(P)H-dependent flavin oxidoreductase. Gene Ontology annotation, molecular function: nitronate monooxygenase activity. Bases 1 to 1044 code for a protein of 347 amino acids. The record is from RefSeq and is a predicted model, not a curated record. The transcript has a single exon. NCBI's taxonomy places the organism in Eukaryota, Fungi, Ascomycota, Eurotiomycetes, Eurotiales, Aspergillaceae.
AUGUCACUCCAAACGCCCCUCUGCAAGCUCCUCAAAAUCCAACACCCAGUGCUCCUAGCAGGAAUGGCCCGCGCCUCAGGUGCUCCUCUAGCAGCAGCAGUCUCCAACGCCGGCGGUCUAGGAACAGUAGGCGGACUAGGCUACACGCCCGAGCAGCUCAGCGAAAUGCUAACAGAGCUGAAAUCCCUACUGCGCGACCCAUCUCUGCCCUUCGGCGUAGAUCUCGCUCUGCCACAAGUUGGCGGGUCUGCGCGUGCUACCAACCACGACUACACGCACGGCCAGCUGGACGAGCUAGUCGAGGUUGCCAUUUCUCAUGGCGCGAAACUGUUCGUCUCGGCCGUUGGUGUCCCCCCUGAGAAGACUAUUAAGCGGCUGCAUGAGGCUGGAGUUUUAAUAAUGAAUAUGGUUGGCGCGCCUAAGCAUGCUGAGAAGGCGCUUAAGCUUGGUGUUGAUAUUGUCUGUGCGCAAGGUGGAGAGGGUGGUGGGCAUACCGGUGAUGUGCCGUUCUCUGUGCUUGUGCCUGCUGUUGUGGAUGUUGCUAAGCGAUAUAAGAGUCCGCUGACUGGGGAGCCGGCGUUGGUUGUUGCUGCCGGGGGUGUUAAUGAUGGGCGCAGUCUGGCGGCGUCGUUGAUGUUGGGUGCUGCUGGUGUUUGGGUCGGCACGCGCUUUGUUGCGUCUGAGGAGAGUGGUGCUAGUCGGUUGCACAAGGAGGCUGUUGUUGGGGCUAGGUAUGGUGAGACGAAGAGGACUUUGGUUGUUAGUGGCCGACCUUUGCGCAUGUUGCCUAAUGAUUAUGUAAAGGAGUGGGAAGGGAGGCCCGGGGAUAUUGCUAAGUUGACUGCUAAGGGGGUUGUGCCUAUGAUGGAUGAUUUGGAGAAUGAGAAGGAUAUUGAUAUGCCUUUCCUUAUGGGUGAUGUGUCGGCCAGUGUUACGGCGAUCAAGCCGGCUGGAGUUAUUGUCAAGGAGAUGGUGGAGCAGGCGGUUGAUAUGCUGAAGGUUGGUGGUUCGUUCAUUACCACAGGGGCUGUGAGCAAGCUGUAG